Pterocles gutturalis (yellow-throated sandgrouse) is the source of this 2313-nucleotide messenger RNA. It is a transcript of the gene SLC7A14, whose product is annotated as solute carrier family 7, member 14. Gene Ontology annotation, molecular function: amino acid transmembrane transporter activity. The transcript has 7 exons. The coding region runs from base 1 to 2313 and encodes 770 amino acids. Gene Ontology annotation, cellular component: plasma membrane. NCBI's taxonomy places the organism in Eukaryota, Metazoa, Chordata, Aves, Pterocliformes, Pteroclidae. The record is from RefSeq and is a predicted model, not a curated record. Gene Ontology annotation, biological process: transmembrane transport; amino acid transport.
AUGAGUGGCUUCUUCUCGCGCCUGGACCCACGGCGGGUGCCAUGGGGGGCAGCGGGCCAUGCCCUACGCACCCGCGUCCUGCGCACGAAGCCCGUGGAGUCAAUGCUGGAGGGCACAGGGACCGCAGCUGCCCAGGGCAGCAGGCUGGCCAAGGUCCUCACCACCCUCGACCUCAUCUCCCUCGGCGUCGGGAGCUGCGUGGGCACUGGCAUGUACGUGGUGUCCGGCCUGGUGGCCAAGGAGAUGGCAGGACCCGGGGUCAUCGUUUCCUUCAUCAUCGCUGCUGUCGCCUCCAUCUUGUCAGGUGUUUGCUAUGCUGAGUUUGGCGUGCGGGUUCCCAAGACCACGGGCUCUGCCUACACCUACAGCUACGUGACGGUGGGGGAGUUCGUGGCAUUCUUCAUCGGCUGGAACCUCAUCCUGGAGUACCUGAUCGGCACGGCCGCCGGCGCCAGCGCCCUCAGCAGCAUGUUCGACUCGUUGGCCAACCACACCAUCAGCCGCUGGAUGAUCAACAGCGUUGGGACGUUGAACGGACUAGGGAAAGGAGAGGAGUCAUACCCUGACCUUCUUGCUCUGGUCAUUGCUGUCAUUGUCACCAUCAUCGUUGCCUUGGGGGUGAAGAACUCGGUAGGGCUGAACAACGUGCUCAACGUCAUUAACCUGGCAGUCUGGAUCUUCAUCAUGAUUGCUGGUCUCUUCUACGUCAAAGGUGACAACUGGUCUGAAGGGCAGUUCCUGCCGUUUGGAUGGCCGGGGGUGCUCAAAGGGGCUGCGACAUGUUUCUAUGCCUUCAUCGGCUUUGACAUCAUCGCCACCACGGGAGAAGAAGCGAAGAGUCCCAACACCUCCAUCCCCUACGCCAUCACAGCCUCGCUUGUCACAUGCUUGACAGCAUAUGUGUCUGUGAGCAUCAUCCUCACGCUGAUGGUGCCGUACGAUGCCAUCGACACCGAGUCCCCGCUGAUGGAAAUGUUUGUGGCCCAUGGCUUCUAUGCAGCCAAGUUCAUCGUUGCCAUCGGGUCCGUGGCCGGCCUGACUGUCAGCUUGCUGGGCUCCCUUUUCCCAAUGCCGAGAGUCAUUUACGCCAUGGCUGGUGAUGGGCUGCUCUUCAGAUUUUUGUCCCAUGUCAGUUCUUACACGGAAACUCCUGUAGUGGCUUGUAUUGUCUCCGGAUUCCUCGCAGCGCUGCUCUCCUUGCUGGUCAGCCUGCGGGAUCUGAUAGAAAUGAUGUCCAUCGGCACGCUGCUCGCCUACACGCUGGUCUCUGUCUGUGUCCUGCUCCUCCGAUACCAGCCCGAGAGUGACAUUGAUGGCUUUGUCAAAUUCCUCUCCGAGGAGCACACCAAGAAGAAGGAGGGCAUCCUGGCCGACUGCGAGAAGGAAGCUUGCUCCCCAGGGAGUGAAGAAGAGUUCACCGGCCCACAGACCAACACGUGCGGGGCAAAAAAUCUGCCAUCACUUGGGGAUAAUGAGAUGCUAAUUGGGAAAUCUGAUAAAUCCACCUACAACGUGAACCACCCCAAUUACGGCACGGUCGACAUGACCUCAGGGAUAGAGGCAGAUGAGUCUGAGAACAUCUACCUCAUCAAGCUGAAGAAGUUGAUUGGCCCUCGCUACUACACUAUGCGGCUCCACCUUGGGCUGCCGGGGAAAAUGGACCGCCCCACAGUGGCCACCGGCCACACAGUCACCACCUGCGUGCUCCUGCUCUUCGUCCUGAUGUUCAUCUUCUGCUCCUUCAUCAUUUUUGGGGCAGACUACAUCUACGAGCAGAGCUGGUGGGCUGUCCUCCUUGUCGUGCUGAUGGUCCUGCUCAUCGUCGUGCUGGUGUUUGUGAUCUUGCAGCAGCCAGAAAACCCCAAGAAGCUGCCCUACAUGGCACCUUGUCUGCCCUUCGUCCCUGCCUUUGCCAUGCUGGUGAAUAUCUAUCUCAUGCUGAAGCUCUCCACAGUCACGUGGAUCCGAUUUGCUGUCUGGUGUUUCGUGGGUCUGCUCAUCUACUUUGGCUACGGGAUGUGGAACAGCACGCUGGAGAUCAGCGCCCGCGAGGAGGCCCUCCACCAGAGCACCUACCAGCGCUAUGAUGUGGACGUCGACCCCUUCUCUGUGGAUGACGGCUUCUCUUACACCACAGAGGGUGAGGGAUACCCGGGCUGGGGUCCCUCUGAGGACAAGGGCUUCUCGUACCAGCAAAUGGCAGGAGCAAAGGAAAGCCAUCGGACGAGUAGCAGGUCGAAAAGUAAAGGCAGGCACAAACCGCCAUCGGAGGCUCUCAUCGCCAACGACGAGUUGGACUACUCACCUGAGUAG